GCGCGCUGGGUUCGGUUAGUCCUCCAUCUUGGCUGUGGCUAGCAGAGCGGCUAGCAGAGAGUCUCUCCGGAGAGGAUGAGGAGACGCUGAUGGAACCGAACUGCUGCUGAGCUGACGGAACCGGGACUGUCUCUCUGAACCGACCCGAACCAGAGACCAGCAGGCAGACCUGGGCCCGCUCUGGUCCCAGAAACACACACACACACACCCGGUCCAGCCAGGCUGCCACGGGCUAGCCGGCUAACUUAGCCAGUAAAGAGGAACUGUUACUCCGGUUCAGUUUGGAUCUAUGUCGGUUAAAAACUGCCGGAAGAGAAGCCGUGUCGAGCCGAGCCGGGCCAGAUAACCCUCUGGUCCUGUAGUCGGGACUGGAGCCAGUGAUGCCGGGUGAUAACCUGCUCAGAUAAACCCGACCUGAAGUUUAACCAGCCCGCAGACAGUCCGCUAAGUUUAGGCAGGUGUUCCGGGGCGGACAGGCGGCUUCAUGCCCGGACCUGCCUCUCACUGACCCGGGUAACAUGUCCACCAGGACCCCCCUGCCCACUGUCAACGAGCGGGACUCCGAAAAUCAUUCCUCAGUGGACGAUGGCCGUGGUCAGGCGUUGUCCCGCUCCGCUCGCUGUAAAAACUCUUCGUCCUCUGCAGACGAGACGCCCCACAUCGGAAACUACCGGCUGCUGAAAACCAUCGGGAAGGGAAACUUCGCUAAAGUCAAGCUGGCUCGACACAUCCGGACAGGACGAGAGGUGGCGAUCAAAAUCAUUGAUAAGACCCAGCUCAACCCCACCAGCCUGCAGAAGCUCUUCAGAGAGGUCAGGAUAAUGAAGAUCUUAAAUCACCCAAACAUCGUGAAGCUGUUUGAGGUGAUGGAGACAGAGAAGACUCUGUACCUGGUGAUGGAGUACGCCAGCGGAGGUGAGGUGUUUGACUACCUCGUAGCUCAUGGGAGGAUGAAGGAGAAGGAGGCCAGAGCUAAAUUUAGACAGAUUGUGUCUGCAGUUCAGUACUGCCAUCAGAAGCACAUAGUUCACCGUGACCUUAAGGCGGAGAACCUCCUCCUGGAUGCCGACAUGAAUAUUAAAAUAGCAGAUUUUGGGUUCAGUAACGAGUUCACUGUCGGUGGGAAACUGGACACUUUCUGUGGCUCUCCUCCGUACGCUGCUCCUGAACUUUUCCAGGGUAAGAAGUACGACGGUCCAGAGGUGGAUGUGUGGAGUCUGGGUGUGAUCCUCUACACUCUGGUCAGUGGAUCGCUGCCAUUUGACGGACAGAACCUGAAGGAGCUGAGAGAGCGAGUGCUGCGUGGUAAAUAUCGUAUUCCCUUCUACAUGUCGACUGACUGUGAGAACCUGCUGAAGCGUUUCCUGGUGCUGAACCCGGGGAAGCGAGGAACUCUGGAGCAAAUCAUGAAGGAUCGCUGGAUCAACGCCGGCUCCGAUGAAGAGGCGCUGAAACCCUUCAUCGAGCCGGAGCUGGACAUCAGAGACCAGAAGAGGAUCGACAUGAUGGUGGGGUUGGGUUACUCCAGAGAGGAGAUCAACGAUUCGCUCACCAAGAUGAAGUAUGAUGACAUCACAGCCACCUACCUGCUGCUGGGACGCAAGGCUGCUGAGGUGGAGGCGAGCGACUCUUCGUCCUCCAGCAGCGUCUCUCUGCUCAAACCUCGUCCGUCCAGCAGCAGUCAGUCUCCUGCUCACCUCCUCAACCAGCGCUCCUCCUCCAAGCAGAGGAGGUACAGCGACCAAGUGUGUCCGGCCUCCUCGGCUGCUCCUCACGCCAGGAGGAGUCAGACGGCAGCCUCAGCAGAGGGGGAGGUGAAGCAGGAGGUGGAGGGAGGCAGUCCGCUGUUGGGGAGCGCCAACAACCCCAACGUGGCCGACAUCCCUGAGCGGAGGAAGACGUCGGCCACGCCCACCAGCGGCUCGUCCAGCAUGUCCAGGAGGAACACGUAUGUUUGCAGCGACAGGAACUCGACAGACCGACACGCUGUCGUCCAGAACGGCAAAGAGAACAGUUCAGCCGCCACCACCCCUCAGAAGUCAGUGGGCGGAGCCUCCACCCACAGUGUCAGCAGUGGAGCGACUCCACCUGACCGCCUGCGUUUCCCUCGGGGGACGGCGAGUCGCAGCACCUUCCACGGAGGUCAGCUCAGAGAGAGACGCACCGCCACCUACAACGGCCCCCCCGCCUCGCCCAGCCUGUCACAGGAUGCCCAAUCACGAGCCAGAGGAUCCACCAACCUGUUCUCCAAACUCACCUCCAAACUCACACGCAGGUAUGCCAACGCAAGCGAGGCUGUUCUUCCUGAGUCAGAGGAUCCUGAACUUGUAUUUACCUGUUUGACUGUAGACAGGUGUGUCCCCAUGUAGACAGGUGUGGCGUGUCUCUGUGUAGACAGGUGUGGCGUGUCCCCGUGUAGACAGGUGUGGCGUGUCUCCGUUUAGACAGGUGUGGCGUGUCCCCGUGUAGACAGGUGUGGCUUGUCCCAGUUUAGACAGGUGUGGCGUGUCUCUGUGUAGACAGGUGUGGCGUGUCCCCGUGUAGACAGGUGUGGCGUGUCUCUGUGUAGACAGGUGUGGCGUGUCCCCGUGUAGACAGGUGUGGCGUGUCUCCGUUUAGACAGGUGUGGCGUGUCCCCGUGUAGACAGGUGUGGCUUGUCCCAGUUUAGACAGACGUGGCGUGUCCCCGUGUAGACAGGUGUGGCGUGUCCCCGUGUAGACAGGUGUGGCGUGUCUCCGUUUAGACAGGUGUGGCGUGUCCCCGUGUAGACAGACGUGGCGUGUCCCCGUGUAGACAGGUGUGGCGUGUCCCCAUGUAGACAGGUGUGGCGUGUCUCUGUGUAGACAGGUGUGGCGUGUCCCCGUGUAGACAGGUGUGGCGUGUCCCCGUGUAGACAGGUGUGGCGUGUCUCCGUUUAGACAGGUGUGGCGUGUCCCCGUGUAGACAGGUGUGUCUCUGUGUAGACAGGCGUGUCCCCGUGUAGACAGGCGUGUCCCCGUGUAGACAGGUGUGGCGUGUCCCUGUGUAGACAGGCGUGUCCCUGUGUAGACAGGCGUGUCCCUGUGUAGACAGGUGUGGCGUGUCCCUGUGUAGACAGGUGUGGCGUGUCCCUGUGUAGACAGGCGUGUCCCCGUGUAGACAGGCGUGUCCCUGUGUAGACAGGCGUGUCCCCGUGUAGACAGGUGUGGCGUGUCCCUGUGUAGACAGGCGUGUCCCCGUGUAGACAGGCGUGUCCCCGUGUAGACAGGUGUGGCGUGUCCCCGUGUAGACAGGCGUGUCCCGUGUAGACAGGCGUGUCUCCGUGUAGACAGGUGUGUCUCCGUGUAGACAGGUGUGGCGUGUCCCUGUGUAGACAGGCGUGUCCCCGUGUAGACAGGCGUGUCCCCGUGUAGACAGGCGUCACAGUGGCAGUUUAAUUGAAUUGUAAGUAAAAACAAACAUUUUAUCUAGUCUGAGUUUGACUUGAAUCUGGCUGCAGGACCAGGACUCUGGAGACCUGCUCCUGUCAGAAACCAGAACAUCAUCUGCUCAUUAAUACU
This is a messenger RNA of Siniperca chuatsi (mandarin fish), 3540 nucleotides long. RefSeq names its product MAP/microtubule affinity-regulating kinase 3-like. Lineage: Eukaryota; Metazoa; Chordata; Actinopteri; Centrarchiformes; Sinipercidae. The coding region runs from base 519 to 2369 and encodes 616 amino acids. The transcript is spliced from 17 exons. Gene Ontology annotation, biological process: protein phosphorylation; intracellular signal transduction. Gene Ontology annotation, cellular component: cytoplasm; plasma membrane. Gene Ontology annotation, molecular function: protein serine/threonine kinase activity; ATP binding. The record is from RefSeq and is a predicted model, not a curated record.